CUAUCUGUGAAGCAACUUGCCACUGCUAAUGAGUCCUCGGCAGAAACUGCAGCUGACAGUGGAUCUUGGGUGAUCGACUCACUUGGCCCACAAACCACUUUCCAUUUGCUCUCAGUGUUACCAAUCAACAUGGACAGCCCAAGCAAAGACUUUAUCCCACCUGAAUGCAAACAAUUCUACUCUCUCAUCUCACAGUUCAAGGAGUCAGGUGCUGAAAUUCAGUUUUUUAACGAUCCUUCGGAAUAUCCGUCAACUCCAUAUAUCAAACAAAGUAGUUAUCUUCGUGAUGAGAGUGACCAUGCACUUUUCCGGUUGGACCCAGAGCACGCUCCCAGCCAACUUCUCAUCAAGGCACACAGUUUGGGAGUUCAGAUAGUGCGGAAAGCUAGACAAAAGAACAAGGCAUUAGUGCAGGAAGUUUGUAAGAAUCUGGACCAAAUACAAGAGAUCAAGAGUAUCAUAUGGAAUUUCCAGCGGCAGAGUCCCACUACAAGACAUUAUGAUUUGGCUACUUUGAGCCCAAUUCCACUCAUUUGUGCUAUCUCACCAUUGUUCCAUAAAGAAUUCAACCACACAACAUAUUCUGAUGCCCAACUAAUCUAUGAUACGCAUAAAGCGAUUGCAAUCGAAGCCUUGAAUACCCCAGCAGAUAGGCGAAACAGUAUACUGGAUGCAAUCAGUCAUAUGCCAGUAAAUGUAAAGUCACUCCCAAAGAGUUUAGGGAUGACUUUAGAUAGUGACACCUAUAUUAUGUGUCCUACUUGUUUUGCUCUAUAUGACCAUAAUACCCUCCAGCCAAUCCAAACUAUCCACAAUCCGAAGGGGAGCUCAGACUCACUGGACACAAUCUUCAGUACACACUACUCUCACUUGAUUAACAAUGAAAGCAUGAAUGUAGAUGAUGAAGACUACAACUCAGAAAGCAGUAGUA
Messenger RNA from Acaulospora colombiana, 931 nucleotides. Lineage: Eukaryota; Fungi; Glomeromycota; Glomeromycetes; Diversisporales; Acaulosporaceae. The record is from the annotation of a GenBank genome assembly.